This is a messenger RNA of Daucus carota subsp. sativus, 651 nucleotides long. RefSeq lists its product as uncharacterized. The transcript has 4 exons. The record is from RefSeq and is a predicted model, not a curated record. Bases 256 to 651 code for a protein of 131 amino acids. Lineage: Eukaryota; Viridiplantae; Streptophyta; Magnoliopsida; Apiales; Apiaceae.
UCCACGGGUUACCCAUGUUUUACCCAAUUUUUAUAUACUAAAAUACCUAUGUUACUUAUAUCCUGCGCGACCCGUUUACAACCUGCGCGACCCGUUUACAACCUCUUAACCGGCUAGAUAACCAACUGAUACAGUACCUUGCCAGCUUGCCUUCUUCACGACUAUUAAUUCCCGAUUGAUUGUGUUGAUUGCUAAAUACAGAUUUCUUCUCUUCCAUUAUGGAAACUGCACGUAAUCAGGGAUGCAUUUUAUACUAUGCUUUUGAUUUUUCAAAAUUCAAACAUAAUUUCUUUGCUUGCUGUCAAAGAGUUCUUGUGUGGGUUUGUAGAGUGGUUUUUGACAGUAUUCUUGCUGGCUAUGGAUUCACGUUCGCAGCAGCCGAUGAUUAAUUUGUCGGGCUCAGGUCGGAAGAGGAACAAAGAAAAUCAAUCAGAUGCUUCACUUGCUGGUAUUCGUCAACGAGGUUCUGGAAAUGCUCUGGAUUUGUUCCUACAAAGACGCGCUGAAAGCAUUAAGAGAUCCAGGACCAUCGGCACUUCGUCAGAGUUCGACAAAAACAGCAGAGCCACGAGUCAGGUCCCUCUAUCAACUAUUGAUCAGAGUGCAUCAUAUCAAUGUGAGUUCAAACAUAAUUUUAGACUAUGCUUUUAA